Molecule: messenger RNA, 2064 nt
Organism: Protopterus annectens (West African lungfish)
Lineage: Eukaryota; Metazoa; Chordata; Ceratodontiformes; Protopteridae
Product: zinc finger protein 182-like
Exons: 4
Coding region: 97-1947 (616 amino acids)
Biological process (GO): regulation of transcription by RNA polymerase II
Molecular function (GO): RNA polymerase II cis-regulatory region sequence-specific DNA binding; DNA-binding transcription factor activity
Source: RefSeq, a predicted model, not a curated record
UUGAGCACAGAAUUACUCAAUUUUUUUGUGAUUAUCACUCAUCUGAUAAACCUUACAAUCAGCAGUUUCUUGAUUUCCUGAACAGUGUGAUUCACCAUGAAGCUGGAGGUGCCAAAAAACUUUGAAGAUGUUGCUGUUGAGUUUUCAAGUGAAGAGUGGAAGAUGUUGAGUGAAAAGGACAAAGAGUUACACAGGGAUGUGAUGGUACAGAACUAUAAGAACAUGAUUUCUUUAGGUUAUAACAUCUCAUUGGAUGAACUUCUGUUACUUCUUAACAAAAAUGAAAUCAUUCCAGCUGCUGAGACUGAAGGAAGAAAAACAGUGCAACAAAAACAACUUCCUGGUAACAGAACCAGCAUGACGAGGAAUGGAGAAAUCAGUGUCAUCCAGAGUCUGCAGUUAUCUUAUGGAAAACUGUGGGAUGCAGAAUGUGACAGAGCCCUGCCUGAUGAGACGUUUAUCACAAGACAAGAGCCAGUGAAGACAGAAACUAGACAUGAUAACUGUAAGCAAAGUAAUGCUGAGGAAAUGCCAUGCAGCUGGCUUAAACAUGGCAACAAUGUAACAUGUUAUAGUAACAGUGUAACUGAUCGUCUAAGUUACAGUGGAGAAAGGCAAAAUAAAACCUCCCCAACACACAAAGAAACACUCAUUAGACAGACUCUGCAUAAAGGUCUUAGGAAUGCCAAAGGUUUUACAGAUAGAAAAACCUUAGCACUGCAGAAGAUCAAUCAUACUGGUCAGAAUCUAUUUACCGCAUGUGAUAUAAGUUUUACACAGAAUAAUGACAUGGCAGUACUUCAGGGUGCCCAGGUUUCUCAAAAUGAUCAUCAGGGUAUCCAUACUAGCCUAAAACCCUAUAAAUGUACCACAUGUGAUAAGAGUUUUGCAUACAAAGCCAAUAUGGUGACUCAUCAGAGGAAAUACUGCGGGAAGAAGCCAUAUAAAUGUUCCAUGUGUGACAAGAGUUUUAUACAUAAGAGUCACAUUGUGAGACAUCAGUAUAUCCAUAGUGAGCAAAAACCAUUUAAAUGUACCAUAUGUGACAGGAGUUUUGUACAGAAGAAUCAAUUGGUGAGACAUCAGUACUCCCACAAUGGGCAGAAACCAUUUAAAUGUACCAUGUGUGACAAGAGUUUUAUAAAGAAGAAUUGGGUGGUGAGACAUCAGUAUACCCACAGUGGGCAGAAGCCAUAUAAAUGCACCAUGUGUGAUAAGAGUUUUAUACAGAAGACUCAGUUGGUGAUACAUCAGUAUUCCCACAGUGGGCAGAAACCAUUUAAAUGUACCAUGUGUGACAAGAGUUUUGUAAAGAAGAAUUCCAUGGUGAGACAUCAGUAUACCCACAGUGGGCUGAAGUGUGCCAUAUGUGGUAAGAGUUUUAAGAACAAGAGUAAUAUGUAUAGGCAUCAGAAUACACACACUGGGCAGAAACCCUACAAAUGUACUAUGUGUGACAAGAGUUUUGCACAGAGGAGUAAUAUGAUAUCUCAUCAAAGAACACACAGUGGACAGAAGCCCUACCAGUGCAGUGUGUGUGACAAAAGGUUUGCAUGGAAAACGGCUAUGGUACUUCAUGAGCAUAUCCACACAGCAGACAAACCGUACAAAUGUGCCAUGUGUGACAAGAGUUUUGCACAGAAGAAUCAGAUGGUAAGUCAUCAGAGUACCCACACUGGACAGAAAAACUACAAAUGUGCAACAUGUGGUAAGAGUUUUAGGAACCGAAAUAGUAUAUAUAGGCAUCAGAAUAUACACAUGGGGCAGAAACCCUACAAAUGUACCAUGUGUGACAAGAGUUUUGCACAGAGGAGUAAUAUGAUACCUCAUCAGAGAACCCAUAGUGGACAGAAGCCUUACAAAUGCAAUGUGUGUGACAAGAGGUUUACACAGAAGAGUCAUAUGAUAUCUCAUCAAAGUACCCACAGUGGUGAGAAGGAGUCCUGAUGGAGAGAUGAAAAGUCAGUAAGCAAAGCAGAGUAGUAGCGCUGAAAUUGAAUUCAUCCUCGAGUCUUGCUGAGUCCCUUCGCGAGGUGGACCCUGUUUUUCACAAAAUCUCACCAA